Penicillium subrubescens is the source of this 1602-nucleotide messenger RNA. Its product is annotated as putative DnaJ domain protein Psi. Gene Ontology annotation, biological process: translational initiation. Gene Ontology annotation, molecular function: protein-folding chaperone binding. Gene Ontology annotation, cellular component: cytosol. NCBI's taxonomy places the organism in Eukaryota, Fungi, Ascomycota, Eurotiomycetes, Eurotiales, Aspergillaceae. The record is from RefSeq and is a predicted model, not a curated record. The transcript is spliced from 3 exons. Bases 330 to 1448 code for a protein of 372 amino acids.
GCUCAUCCCCGCAGUCUCCUCCUCACUGUAUCCUACAACACAUACGCUAAUUGCACAUGGUUUAUUCCUGAGUUGAAUCUGGCCUACUCAUCCCCCAGCGUUGAAAAAAAUCAUCUUUCUCGAAUAUUACACAACCACCGUUUAAUCCAGGCGGAAGCUUCCUCUUCGUUCGAGAAGCACCCAGUACAUUCUUCUCCCAUCGAGGGAUCCGAUCACCCGAUUCCCACCCGAGCAUCCUCCUCGAUCUCUUAAGCUCGCCCUACCCGCUACACCCGCGUCGACUUCUUUUUCGCCUCUCCCUCAAAACUCAAUUCAACCCCCGCACAAUCAUGGUGGCCGAAACAAAGCUCUAUGAUGCCUUGAGCAUCAAGCCUGAUGCUAGUCAGGAUGAGAUCAAGAAGGCCUAUCGCAAGGCUGCCUUGAAAUAUCACCCCGACAAGAACAAAGAUGACCCCAAAUCAGCUGAGAAAUUCAAAGAGGUCUCCCAAGCCUACGAAGUCCUCUCCGACCCUGAAAAGCGCAAAAUUUACGAUCAAUUCGGCCUCGAAUACCUGCUCCGUGGUGGCCCCGCCCCAUCACCCGGUGGUGGAGGUGGUGCCGGUGCUGGUCCCAGUGGUGGAAUGCCAGGAGGGUUCAACUUUGGCGGCAUGCCCAGUGGUGGUGGUACACGCACAUUCCACUUCUCAACCGGCACCGGCGGUGGUACCCAUGGCUUCAGCUUCAGCAAUGCAGACGAUAUCUUCCGUGAAUUCACUAAGUCCGGUGGAGGAGGCGCUGGGAGGGGUGGAUUCGACGAUGACAUUUUCUCCAUGCUCGGUGGCAUGGGAGGUGGUGGUGGUGGAAAUUUCCGCAGUCGCCCGGGCGCAGGAGCAAGCUUCCCAUCGUCCAAGGCAAACCGUGCCCCGACGCCAGAGCCAACUAUCAUCGAGAAAGACCUGCCGCUGUCGCUAGAUGAGAUCUUCAAAGGAACGACCAAGACGGUUGUUGCUAAGAGCAAAUCCUUUGAUGCUAGUGGAAAGCGCACUGUCAAAGAUGUGCCGCUGGAAGCUGUCAUCAAGCCUGGCAUGCGUGCCGGUACCAAGAUCAAGUAUCGGAAUAUUGGAGAUGGAGAAGAAGGUGGACGACAGGAUAUGCACCUCAUUGUGAAAUACAUUGAUCACCCAGAUUUCAAGGUCGAGCGCGACAACCUCGUUACAACCGUCGAACUCAGCCUCAAGGAAGCCCUGACCGGCUGGGAACGCAUCGUCCGUACCAUUGACGGCAAAUCUAUCCGCGUUUCCAAGCCUGGUCCCACACAGCCCGGCCACGAGGAACACUAUCCAGGCUGGGGUAUGCCAAACUACAGGAAGCCCACCGAGCGGGGUGACCUCGUCGUUCGGGUGAAGGUCACUUUCCCCAAGACGCUGAGCGCCGAGACAAAAACAAUUCUGAAGGAUCUUCUGCCUUAAAAAACAUGUUACAUAUUGAUUUACAUGCAUGGGUCUCGGCGUUGGUGUGAGCGUACUCUUACCAUUGGGUGGGGAUUAAUGACAAUGACAAUGACGACAUACUUGAAUGUUAAAUACUUUUCCUACAUAGAAAUGGAUUUGUAUGUCCUUUUCC